ACCAUCAGUCCCUGAAAUUUCCCCCGUAUAUCGGCUUUGUAAGGGGAUUUUUUUUUAAUGCCUUGCUUUUAAAUUAAGCCAGCGUCAGCGAGCCUCAUUAAUUUGAGAUCCACGUUGCGAAGCGGGGACCCACGUUUGAUGUUUCUCUGAGUGUGGCCUUAGCUUGGGGGCUGAAAUACGAUGCAACCACUCAUACAUGAUGUUGGGUGAGAUUUCAAGACUUUUUAUCAUCUCGGAUGCAGGCUCUGGCUGGAACUAGACCAAUAACCUUCAGCUGACAAGAAUAGCAGAGCUACACGGUCCUUUUAUUGUACUUCACCGGUGACCCCGAUCUGGUCAGCCCUAGCUGCUGUCUUCUAAAAUGUGUGAUCAUAUAGCUUUUCAGGGUCGCUCUCUCAAGCGGAAGCGUUGACCUUCAAUCUAUCCCAUACUCUUUACCUGAUCACCAUCUGCUCUUAACAGCCAGAGCCACGUCGAUCGAAACAAAGACAAGAUGUCGCUAUCACUCGCUCUCAAAGCCGCCAUAGGCAUACUCAUGGUUGAUUCAAUCAUCGAAUUAUCAUUCGUUAGCAGCAUGGUCGCAUGGUUACACCUAACGGCUAGCAAGGGGUUUUCUUUCAAUUCUGACGGGUCAAGCCAUCGUCUAGCCGGCAAGCCCUUACAUAUGAUGGUCGACCAAGGACACACCACCAACGGGGCCGCUGGAACCGCUUUCGUCCUCAUCGGCCUCGGUGGUAUCGUUGCGCUCACACUUCGGCAUUGGUCUCGCGACGCACAGGGCGGAUCGAGAGGCUUCGGGCGAUUCAUAUACCAACUCUGGGUCGCGCUAAAUAUUCCAGCAUUGCUCCUCACGAUUGGCGCACUAGCCUAUGUCUUCGCAGUUACGAACAAGCACCGUGGGCAAACGAUUGAUGUUCCAUUGGCGGUAAGCCUGAAUGGGAGCCCUUACCCGCUCGAGGACUGGACGCCGCAGAAUUGGUUCUCAGCCGUUCUCCAAUUGGACUUAACCAGUGCGAGAGACGAUAUCCACAGCCAUCUAUCGGUUAUGAGGGGGUGGCAGUACAACUUGAUCCCGAUGUUCAUUAUCCAGCUCGGCGUUACGAUACUUGUAGUAUUGGAGUUUCUUGACUGGCGAAGACAGUAUAGGGUUCUCGCGCAAGGAGAAAAGUAAUCGGCAAAUAGGGGAGCGAUAUUCUGGAGGCGAAGUGAAUCCCCUAACACGUUGAUUCAAAACCAAUACCCACGCCGCAAACGGCGAGCCUUCGAAAUCCUCCGUUUUAGUCGCCCCCCAUUUCCACAUUUAUAUAAUAUAUUUUAUUGCUUCCCUUUCAUUUUAUGUUGUCGCU
Messenger RNA from Hypoxylon trugodes, 1346 nucleotides. RefSeq lists its product as uncharacterized. The transcript has 2 exons. The coding region runs from base 494 to 1171 and encodes 225 amino acids. The record is from RefSeq and is a predicted model, not a curated record. NCBI's taxonomy places the organism in Eukaryota, Fungi, Ascomycota, Sordariomycetes, Xylariales, Hypoxylaceae.